Lucilia cuprina (Australian sheep blowfly) is the source of this 885-nucleotide messenger RNA. RefSeq names its product tyrosine-protein phosphatase Lar-like. The transcript is spliced from 8 exons. The coding region runs from base 1 to 885 and encodes 294 amino acids. Gene Ontology annotation, biological process: brain development; cell-cell adhesion. The record is from RefSeq and is a predicted model, not a curated record. Lineage: Eukaryota; Metazoa; Arthropoda; Insecta; Diptera; Calliphoridae. Gene Ontology annotation, molecular function: cell-cell adhesion mediator activity.
AUGAAAAUAUUUUCAAGUGGCCUACAAAUUGAAAACAGUCGAGAGGAGGAUCAGGGUAAAUAUGAAUGUGUGGCUGAAAAUUCUGUGGGUACUGAACAUUCCAAGGCUACUAACUUAUAUGUUAAGGUGCGUAGAGUACCACCCACAUUUUCACGACCCCCAGAGCCCAUUAAUGAAGUGAUGUUAGGAUCAAAUCUUAAUCUCUCUUGCAUAGCAGUGGGUUCACCUAUGCCGCAUGUUAAAUGGAUGAAUGGCGCCCAAGAUUUAACCCCUGAAAAUAAUAUACCAAUUGGCCGUAACAUUAUUGAAUUGACUAAUAUCCAGCAAAGCGCCAAUUAUACUUGUAUAGCAGCCUCUUCAUUGGGUCAAAUUGAAGCCACAGCCGUGGUUAAAGUUCAAUCUUUACCUACCGCACCCACAGAUGUACAAAUUUCUGAAGUUACAGCCACCUCUGUACGUUUGGAGUGGUCUUAUAAAGGCCCCGAAGACUUACAGUAUUAUGUGAUACAAUAUAAACCUAAAAAUGCUAAUCAGGCUUUUAGCGAGAUUAGCGGUAUUAUAACCAUGUUUUAUGUGGUACGAGCAUUGAGUCCUUAUACUGAAUACGAAUUUUAUGUGAUAGCUGUAAAUAAUAUAGGAAGAGGACCACCAUCGAUACCAGCGACUUGUACCACUGGCGAUUUUACAUAUGGUGGAGCAAGUGAUAAAACUCCGCCUGGUUUUCCUGUCAUUACACAGGGUCCUAGUACGCGUGUCAUUGAAGUUGGUCAUACGGCAACGAUGCAGUGUAAAGCAAUUGGUAAUCCCACACCAAAUAUAUAUUGGAUUAAAAAUCAGACAAGAGUUGACAUGAGUAAUCCAAGGUAUUCGAUAAAAGAAGGUUAA